Alternaria atra is the source of this 1137-nucleotide messenger RNA. RefSeq lists its product as uncharacterized. Gene Ontology annotation, cellular component: mitochondrion; cytoplasm. NCBI's taxonomy places the organism in Eukaryota, Fungi, Ascomycota, Dothideomycetes, Pleosporales, Pleosporaceae. Bases 1 to 1137 code for a protein of 378 amino acids. The transcript has 2 exons. The record is from RefSeq and is a predicted model, not a curated record.
AUGAGUGCGACGACUACUUCAGCGCCCUUUUCGAAGGCGGUGGUGAGGGCUAUGCAGAAGCUGUAUCCACGGGAGCUUGCAGACAACUCCUGGGAUAACACCGGGCUACUACUUGAAGCGCCAUUCGAUCCGUCGCGUCGCCAGUCAAACACCGUCCUCCUUACCAUCGACCUUACCAAAGCCGUCGCCGACGAAGCAAUCGCGCUCAACUCUUCCAUCGUCAUCGCAUACCAUCCUAUCAUAUUUAGGGGCUUGAAGUCCUUAACUCUUGCGGAUACUCAACAGCAAUCGUUACUACGCCUUGCUAGCCAUGGCAUUAGUGUAUACAGCCCACAUACCGCGCUUGACUCGGCCCCAGGAGGGCUUGGAGACUGGCUAGCAGACAUCGUAACAGGCACGAAGACGGUUCGUGAUGGUUCAGAAGCAGACGAUCAAUCGGAAGCUACAAGCAACACAAAGGCUGACGAUGACGAUCCCUUCAUUGAGAAGAACUUGCGCCCAACGUUCACCCUGCAACAUCAUCCCAGUCAACCAAUGAUCAGCUUUGGCAAGCUGCCCGCCCCCACUACGGUCCCGAUUACCGCUCCUCACAAGCGCGAAGCCAUCAAACCUCAAUCGCCAGAACUCGCAUCACACCCUGGAGCAGGCAUGGGUCGCAUCGUGAGGUUCGACCACCCUCAACCGCUGCCCACACUACUCGAUCGCAUAGGCAAGGGACUCAACAAUCCCAAGGGCUUCCCGAUUGCUAUACCACAAGACAAGACAAUUUCUGACAUAGAGAUACGUAGCGUAGGCAUCUGCGCAGGCUCAGGCUCAGGUUUAUUGAACGGCCUAGAUGUGGAUCUACUGUUCACAGGCGAGAUGGACCAUCACUCGGCGCUUGCUGCGAUUGAGAAGGGAAGAGUUGUCAUUAGCCUGUUCCAUAGCAAUUCUGAGCGCGGCUUUCUGGCAGACGUGUUGAUGGAGCAAUUGGAAGAGGCAGUGCAAGAGGAGUGGACAAAGGUCAGGGAAGAGGAGAAGGAUAACGAGGGACUACAAGAGGCAUUGGAGGACGAUGACUUUGAAAUUGGCGUCAGCGAGGUUGAUCGGGAUCCAUAUGGCAUCGUAGUACUGAAGAGCGACGUAGAGGCGGCAUAG